Coccidioides posadasii C735 delta SOWgp is the source of this 996-nucleotide messenger RNA. RefSeq lists its product as uncharacterized. Gene Ontology annotation, cellular component: RNA polymerase II transcription regulator complex. NCBI's taxonomy places the organism in Eukaryota, Fungi, Ascomycota, Eurotiomycetes, Onygenales, Onygenaceae. Gene Ontology annotation, molecular function: DNA-binding transcription activator activity, RNA polymerase II-specific; transcription cis-regulatory region binding. The record is from RefSeq and is a predicted model, not a curated record. Gene Ontology annotation, biological process: regulation of DNA-templated transcription.
AUGGGAUCCUUAGUCGACGGCGACCACGCUCUGAGGGAUGGAAUCGCUGCCACGACGACGACCGUUGGGGAGGAAGUAGCUCCGAAGGCCGAACCGCCUCACGUCGAGGGUUCAUACAGCUCAGCCGUCUCCACCCCAGAGCCGGAGGGCGAAGUCGUCGUCCAUCAGGAUCCAGUUCAGCGGCAAAAGCGGAAAGGUGGAAGAAAACCAAUAUAUGCCACGUCCGAAGAACGUAAACAACGCAAUAGACAGGCCCAGGCCGCGUUCCGCGAACGAAGGACGGAAUACAUAAAGCAGCUCGAAGCCACCAUUAAACUGAAUGAGGAGACCCUCCGUACCUUGCAGCAAAGCCACCGUAGCGCUGCCGAUGAAUGUUUGAUGCUGCGAUAUAAAAAUUCGCUUCUCGAGCGGAUUCUAUUAGAAAAAGGCAUUGAUGUCCAGGGGGAAUUGCGUCUCAAGAGUGGCAGUCCGAGUCUACCACCGGCGAGAUUGCCUCCUCAUCAGCCCCACCGUCCGUCACCCCUUUCCCAGCCAAUGUUCAAUAGACAACCAACACAUCAACAGUCAGUUGGAAUUGCACAGAGAUCCGCGCAAGUUGGUGUCUCCCAACAUGAAGGAGCUUACAAUGUGCACUCUUCACAAACGCAGCAACCCACUCCGUCAUCACACGUCUCUCCCUCGCCUGCUGCCUCUGUCUCUUCCGGAUAUACAUUGCAUGGUGGGAUGUCCCCGGCUGGAGUAGAAAUCCAUGCUCAGUCACAGUCGCAUAAGUCCCAAUUUCCACGGGCACCAGUGCUACCGCAGCCCGGUGGUUUUGGUCAGGGAGCGCAUGUUCUGACUCCUACGUCCAUCGACACCCCAGACACAAAUGCGGGUUCUCAACCAGGAGCACCCUCUGGCACCCCCAUCAAUACCCGAAUGCACUCCUCUUAUAUCGUUACACCAUUCUCCAGACCUUAUGAGCAAUUAGGCAAGUUGCCCCGUCCCUUUUGGUGA